Molecule: messenger RNA, 4465 nt
Organism: Magallana angulata
Lineage: Eukaryota; Metazoa; Mollusca; Bivalvia; Ostreida; Ostreidae
Product: receptor-type tyrosine-protein phosphatase epsilon-like
Exons: 26
Coding region: 4-3273 (1089 amino acids)
Biological process (GO): protein dephosphorylation
Molecular function (GO): protein tyrosine phosphatase activity
Source: RefSeq, a predicted model, not a curated record
ACCAUGAAAUUGUUUAACUUUCUUUUCUAUGUUGCUGGAUUACUUGAAGCAUAUUCAUAUGAUGACAUCUCAAGCGGCAAAAUUGCCACCCAAUCACACACCUAUGUUGGCACGAUGUACGACGCUGGUAACGCAGUUGAUGGAAACAUAACAAAGUGUAUGAGGACGCUAGAAAUAGGACAAAAUGCUCCUAAAGAGACAGUGUGGUGGAAGGUGGAUCUCGGUGCUGUUUACAACAUAUACAGAAUAAACAUCUUGUUUAGAAACUACGACGGUUAUGUUGAGCGUCAAAGAGGACGAUUCGCAGGAUUCUCGCUCUAUGUAUCAAACUCUGAUGUGCUAUCUAGUGCAGCUAUAAAAAGCUCCUUUCUGUGUUACAAGAACGAAAACCUGUUACCACACCUGAACUUUUCAAUAGUGUGUACAGAAAUGGGGCGAUACGUCAUAUAUUAUAAUGAACGUUUUAAAGAAGUCCAAUACCCAGCAGGAUAUGAAACCGAAAAUGUUCAAACAGAGCUAUGUGAGGUCAUUGUACAAGGUUGUGCUAAUGCCAGUGUAUACGGUAAGAACUGUGACACGCCUUGCCCCACCAACUGUAAAAACAACACAUGUCACAUACAAAAUGGAACGUGUUUUACGUGUAUACCCGGAUGGACUGGACAUUAUUGUAAUACAAAAUGUGAAGAAGGAUGGUAUGGUUUCAGCUGCAGUCAACAGUGUGAAGGACAAUGUAAAGAUGGUACUAUCUGUAAUCACGAGAAUGGUCACUGUGAGAAAGGUUGUGAUGCUGGAUGGACAGGAACUUUCUGUGAUAUAGAUUGUUAUGAUGGGACCUAUGGAUAUAACUGUGUCAACAACUGUAGUGGGCACUGUCUGGACAAUUCGCCGUGUAACAAACAGACGGGUAAAUGUAACAAGGGAUGCAACCCGGGAUAUACUAUAGGUGAUUGCAGCAAAGAGUGCUCAAAGGGAUAUUUUGGAUUGAACUGCAAAGAACGAUGUAGCGGUCAGUGUGCUAACAGUGAACCAUGUGACCAUAUCAAUGGAGUGUGUCACAGUGGUUGUCAGGACGGAUACAUUGGGGACAAUUGUAAAAGCGCUUGUGAUGAAGGAUAUUUUGGCAAUAAAUGCUCACGACAAUGUUCACCUAACUGUAAAAGUGAUACAUGUCGACACACAGACGGAUGGUGUACAUGUGCUGCAGGUUUAAAGGCUGAUAAUUGUACCAUCGAAUCUCCGAAUCUUACCGAAUUACCUUCAUCGAACAAUAUGACUGUAACUGUUGGAGGAACGGUUGGCUCAUUAGUAAUUGUAGCUAUUGGAGUUAUAUUGGCCUUUGUUGCUAUACGACUUAAACGAAAAUCUACAAAAAUGGCAAAGAGACAGUCAUUUGUGAUGGAAACAAAAACUUUCGAUAUAAAGAAAUCGAAGAAGGACCUUCCUAAUCCACCAAGUUGUAGAUCACAAAUGUUGGAAGCAAAUGGAAGUAGAGAGACCACAUAUGCUUUGCCUGAGAAAACUAAGCGGGGUCCUCCAACCAACAAAAACAUUCCGAUCAGAAAUAUGAAAGCACAGAUUGCAAACAUGUCUCUGAAUGAAAACGCUGGAUUUAAGAGUGAAUACCAUGACAUACCUCGAGGAGAGCUUCACCCAUGCUUUGAGGGAAAGAAACCGGAAAACAAAGUUAAAAAUAGAUACACUACCAUAUUCCCAUAUGAUCACUCUCGAGUAAUAUUAAAGGAAGCAGCCAGCAAUCAAGGGGGAUACAUUAAUGCUAAUUACAUUGACGAUACUAAAGAAAGGCGGACAUAUAUUGCUACCCAGGGUCCAAAACCAAAAACAAUAGCAGAUUUCUGGACCAUGAUUUGGCAGGAGGAAGUCUGUAACAUUGUCUGUUUGACCAAUCUAACAGAGGGAACAAAGAACAAGUGUGCCCAGUACUGGCCAGAUAUCAACGACAAACUACAGGGCGGGACGUUGACUGUUAGACAUCUGGAGGAAAAAACCUACGCUGAGUACAUCAUCAGACGAUUCAAGAUACACAACAAAUCGACCAGAACAGACCGUCAAGUGACGAUGUUCCACUUCACCACGUGGUCAGAUCAUGGAGUGGCCGAUCCCCUCAGUCUGGUCGUGUUUCAUCGUCACGUGAUCAGAGCCACUGCUAACUCUGCUGGGAAGUACACAGUGGUACACUGCAGUGCAGGAGUUGGUAGGACCGGAACGUACAUUGCCUUAGACGCCCUCUACCGAGAAGGAGAGAGAACUGGUAAAAUCAACGUACCGAUGUACGUCAGAACAAUGAGGAAAGACAGAAUGAACAUGAUUCAGGGAGAUGACCAGUACAGGUUGCUCUAUCUAGCACUAAGAGACGCCUUCAGUGGUCGGUCCAAAUGUUUGAAAACAGAAAAGUUUCUGAGUCACUACCAAGAACAUUCCUGUUAUACCAAUUGUGGAGAUGUAGAACAAAAGCAAUUAUAUUCUUCCGAUAUAGAGGAGUUACUGUCCUUGAGAAAGGAGUAUACACAACAAGAUUACAUAUCUGGUCGGGCUCAGAUAUCAGCUAACUACACAGAGAGCGUACUUCCUGUUGAAGAGUUCUUGUGUCAUCUGUCCUACAUAAAGGGUCAUAAUACAUACUACAACGCAGUUCUUCUCCAGUCGUACCUGGAGAAGGACUCCCUGAUCAGCGCCCAGUACCCUCUACCAGACAACACCGAGGACUUCCUUAGACUGAUCAAGGACUUUGACGCACGUGUUGUCGUUUUCCUGUGUCCACUCAAGGACAUCGAAUCUACAUCCAAAUGGUAUCCAUCGGAAGGCCAAACAAAAUUUGAUGGAAUGUUCUACAUUAAGAACCUAUCCUCCUCUAAGGCCUCAAACGUUACAAUAAACAAAUUAAAUAUACAGCCAACGGGGUUUAACCAAAUGGACAUAACCGUUUUGGAAUGCCCAAAAUGGAGAGAAAAACAGAAAACUUCUGAUAAAAGAAUUCUUUUGGAUGUGAUCAAGUCUGUCAAAACUGAAAAGACGAACGAAAAGGGACGGGUUCUAGUUCUGUCAAGUGAUGGAGCUACACGCUGUGGUCCUUUCUUUGUUGUAUACAACGUGUUGGAACAGAUCUCCGUAGACAGAGAGGUGGACAUCUUUACAGCUGUACGUCAGAUCCAGAUACGGAGACCAGAGUGUGUCUCCACUGUGGAGGAAUACCAGCUUUGUCAUGACGCCGUGGCAGAGUAUCUCCUGAAUGACUGUGUAUAUGGAAAUUGUUGAAGAUACACAAUUGAGCAGUAAACAAUUGUAACCUUUGAAAACUUUAGUUUUUACAAAAACAUUUUCUUUUUUUGUACAAAUAUGUUCACUUUUUUUGGCUGAUAUAAAAAUGUUAUUGUGUUUUUUAUGCACAUGUAAUUUUUUCAUCCCUAAAACUGUAGACUGCAUUUAUAUUGAUUCUGUGGUUUUGUUUAUAAGAAAAGCAAUUUAUUUUUUUAACUUGAAAACCUAUUUCAAUUUCCUACUUUGAUAUUGAGUUUGACUAUUGGUUUAACUUUGUGUAACUCACUAACUAAACUAUAUGGUAUCUGUUAAUUUUGUUAUCGCGCUUUAAUUUGGACAUAAUGCGUGUUUAAAAUUAAUUUCUAAUCUAGAUUUCUGUUAUGCAUAAUUAAUAAAUGUUAAAACAAACGUUGAAUCAUUGUUACUGUUUUAAAACUGAUUAAUCCAAUUUAGUAGGUAUUACAAAAAUACAAAAGAUAACCAAUUAUUUUUUCAAUUAUCUUAUAAAUUGUUCCAAUUUUUAUUCAAACUGCAUUUUAGGUUCUUUUCAAAAUCUGUAAUCAACAUAUAGGCCGUUGACAUUUCAGAGUCAUUCAGCAGUACAUAAAUGUAAGAAGCAAUCCUUAGCAUUGUAAACAAUUCACGAAACAUUUAAGUUAAACUUCCUUAAUUGAUAUCUUUGUACUUCUUUAUUUGGUAGUAAACUUGUCUGGUAUAUGUACAUGGAUUUUGCUGUUGUUUUUCCUAACACACAAUGUUUUUUAGUAACAUUACAGUAGCAAGGUUUUAUAUUACUAUCAAUAUUUAUCCAAAUUGAUGCUUUUGACAGAAUAUAUCAGUGUUUGACUGAAGUCCUUUUCUCUGUACAACGACAUGUGAUGCUUUCGAUUUCGUUUGGGUUUUUAUCUGAUUAAAAUUUUUCGCUGUAAUUUUUGGUUCUCAUACAAAAGAUGAUUUGUUCCCAAAAGUAUGAUAUACAUGCAUAUUAUAUGUUUAUGUUUAUGUGUACAUGCGUAUAUGCUAACUAAUGAACAUCGUUUAACUAGUUGACUGGUUCUUUUAAUAGAUAGUUGAUUUUUCAGCAACGUAGCACGAUUCGUUGCUUUGUGAAUGGCAACGCUAAUUUUUGUAAUGUGUUUAUUAUUUUCUUUGUUAAUCUUCUAUUUAUCAAAAUAAAUUUAAGCCUAGU